Glycine soja is the source of this 667-nucleotide messenger RNA. RefSeq lists its product as uncharacterized. The transcript is spliced from 3 exons. Lineage: Eukaryota; Viridiplantae; Streptophyta; Magnoliopsida; Fabales; Fabaceae. The coding region runs from base 164 to 355 and encodes 63 amino acids. The record is from RefSeq and is a predicted model, not a curated record.
CAUUUGUCCGGAUUGAUGGGCCGAACUUGUAGGGCAAUUGAGAUGGAAAAAUAAUAAAAAGAAAGAGAAAAACACAGGAGAAGAGAAGAGAGUAGAAGAUACGAAGAUUUGAGGCAUUUAUAUAAUCGAAAUUGGAAGCGAGGAAGGAAAAUCGAAAUCGAAAAUGGCAGUAAUGGAGAGGUUGAAGAUGUUCGUCGUUCAAGAGCCAGUUGUCGCCGCUUCCUGUCUCAUCGCUGGCUUCGGUCUUUUUCUUCCUGCUUUUGUGAGGCCCAUGUUGGAUUCAUAUCAGGCAACCAAGCAACCUCCUCAACCUGCUUUAAGCGAUGUGGUUGCAGGUAUGACUGGAAAAAAGUAAAGGUGAUUUACUUGACAGAUACAAGUGCAAAUUUGCUAAUUUCCUUGUUUGAACUUAUUUUAAUUCUCAAAUGUGAGAGAAAUAAGAGUACUGAAUAUUGGAUCUAGCUUCCGUGUCUGACGAUGUCUAUUUGUUCCGGAAUCAUUCAGUGGUUUCACUUCAUAUUAGUUUUGGCUGAGUUGUGGUUGAAAUGUCAGUUUUUCUGCCGCUUGAUUAAUUCGGCCUGUACUAGCAGAUACGAUUUCUGAAAUUGUUUCUAUGGAUCAAUGUGAAGUAUUUUUAGAUACGUAAACACAUGAAUGUUGUUUAGUA